CAAGAAAAUGAAGUUUUACAGAUUAUUUGAAGAAAUUUUCCACCCAAACAAUAGAAAUCGAAAAUGAAUGAUCAACGGCACAUCACGGGAACCAUUACUGACGUUUGUGAUUAUCAGCAGCCGCAAGCCUACUAUCAUGUAGAAAUCAUGAAACCUGAAUUGGACCUGAAUUACUUGAAAACAUUAUCUGGAAUGUUGAAGUGUAUCUGCAUUACUUUAGACUUCAUCUGUUUCAUUUGUCUGUUGGUUGGCGGUCCAGCUUAUUAUAUUGGUGUCGGAUGGAUCAUCUUCGUUUGCGUAUUUGGCAUGCUGGUAUCACUAGUUCUUCUAAUCCUUUAUUUAUUUCAUAUUGUGGAUCUCCUUCAUCAGAUACCUUGGAUCGUUAGUGAAAUGAUAUUUUAUUUUGCAUGGGCCGUGUUCUUCUUCAUAUGUGGUUGUGUGCUGGCCUUAGUCGCGGCACGAUUUCAUGGUAUUACUGGUUAUGGUGCAGCUUCGUUCUUGUCAUUUGGGGCACUAUGUGCUUACGGCUUCGACAGCUAUGUGAAAUUUCUGGCCUGGAGACAUAACGAGGUGGCAACUGGCGGAAUAGCAGUGAAAUACUUACCUUAUGGUGACACUGCAGUACCAAAAGACCAAGAGAGAAAAGUUGUCAUCAAUGAGUGAAGAGUGAUUUAAAAUAUCUAUUCCAAAUGUCGAUGCCAUCGAAUGGAAUGCAAUUACGACCACCAUAUUCUAGUUGUAA
Loa loa (African eye worm) is the source of this 742-nucleotide messenger RNA. Its product is annotated as synaptophysin/synaptoporin family protein. Lineage: Eukaryota; Metazoa; Nematoda; Chromadorea; Rhabditida; Onchocercidae. Gene Ontology annotation, cellular component: membrane. The transcript is spliced from 5 exons. The record is from RefSeq and is a predicted model, not a curated record. Bases 64 to 663 code for a protein of 199 amino acids.